This is a messenger RNA of Drosophila elegans, 2271 nucleotides long. RefSeq names its product mRNA-capping enzyme (gene mRNA-cap). The coding region runs from base 191 to 2167 and encodes 658 amino acids. Lineage: Eukaryota; Metazoa; Arthropoda; Insecta; Diptera; Drosophilidae. Gene Ontology annotation, molecular function: mRNA guanylyltransferase activity; ATP binding; mRNA 5'-triphosphate monophosphatase activity. Gene Ontology annotation, biological process: 7-methylguanosine mRNA capping; protein dephosphorylation. The record is from RefSeq and is a predicted model, not a curated record. The transcript has 6 exons.
GAUUGCUUGUUCGAUAGUAGGCAACCAGGGCGACGAAUCACGAAUCCUCCACAGCCACAGCCGGCUAGCACUCGCUGCAUAGGCAUCCACAUCUGCACCAGCAAUUGCCCUGUCCCCUGUCGUCAGCAGUGAACAGAGAGCAGUUAGCAGUGAGCAGUGAGCAGCAGCCAACAGCAGGAGCACCUGCAUCAUGGCCCAAUCCCAUCGGGAUCGGGAGCGUGGCUCCGGGCCACUGCCCAACCGCUGGCUUUACUGUCCGCGCAAGAGCGACUCCAUCAUCGCGGAACGCUUCCUGGCCUUCAAGACGCCCCUGAGCCAGAGCUUCCAGGACAAGAUGCCCAUCGAGUGCACCUUUCGACCCGAGAUGCUCUUCGACUACUGCAAGACUCUGAAGCUGAAACUUGGCCUCUGGGUGGACCUGACCAACACGAAACGCUUCUACGAUCGGUCGACGGUGGAGGAGCGCGGCGCCCAGUACAUCAAGCUGCAGUGCCGCGGACACGGCGAAACACCCUCGCCGGAGCAGACGCACAGCUUCAUCGAGAUCGUGGACAACUUCAUCAACGAGCGCCCCUUCGACGUCAUCGCCGUCCACUGCACGCACGGCUUCAACCGCACCGGCUUCCUGAUCGUCUCCUACAUGGUCGAGCGGCUCGACUGCUCCGUGGAGGCAGCGCUGGCGGUGUUCGCCAACGCCCGGCCGCCGGGCAUCUACAAGCAGGACUACAUCAAUGAGCUGUACAAGCGCUACGACGACGAGGAGGACGCGCCAUCCGCGCCGGAGCAGCCCAACUGGUGUCUGGACUACGAUGACAGCAACGGCGAUGGCUCGGCGACGGACAGCCGGAAGCGGCACUUCGACGACAACAACAGCAGCUCCUCCUCCACAUCGCAGCAGCAUGCGGGAGAGCAGCAGGAGGAUGAGGGCGAGGAGCUGGACGGAGACGAGGCGGACGGCGAUGGCGAUGCCUCCACGUCCGAUGGACAGCCGCGCAAGAAGCGGCGCCGCGAGAUGGUCGUAAAGAACGCCACCUUCAUGGCCGGAGUGCCCGGCGUGCGACAGGUGAGCGACCAGCCGCGUUUGGGCGAUCUGCAGCGCAAGGUGCAGGACUGGUGCCAGUGGAACAAAAACGGCUUCCCCGGCUCUCAGCCCGUGUCCAUGGACACCAACAACAUCAAGCGCCUCAGCGAGAUACCCUACCGUGUGUCGUGGAAGGCGGACGGCACACGCUACAUGAUGCUCAUCGACGGCCGGGACGAGGUGUACUUCUUCGAUCGCAACCACUCCUGUUUCCAGGUGGAGAACGUGGCGUUUGUGGAUGGCAAGAACCUAAACGACCACCUCGAGGGCACCCUGCUCGAUGGGGAAAUGGUGCUGGACAAGAUCGGCGAGACGGUUACGCCGCGCUACCUCGUCUACGAUGUGGUGCGUAUAUCGCAUCGCGAUGUAAGGGACGAGCCAUUCUAUCCCAAUCGACUGGACUACAUAAAGAAGGAUGUCAUAGGUCCCCGCAUCCUGGGCAUGAAGCACGGCAUCAUCAACCAACGGCUGCAGGCUUUCAGUGUGCGCGGCAAGGACUUCUGGGACAUUUGGAUGUCCGCCCGUCUGCUGGGCGAGAAGUUCUCCCGGACGCUGGCCCACGAGCCGGAUGGCCUCAUCUUCCAGCCAUCGCAGCAGCCGUACACGGCAGGUGUCUGCUCAGAUGUCUUCAAGUGGAAGCCCCAUGAGCUCAACUCGGUGGACUUUCGGCUCAAAAUAAUCACAGAGCGUGGCGAGGGCCUGCUCACCAAGAAGGUGGGCUUCCUCUAUGUGGGUGGCCACGACGCCCCCUUCGGGCGAAUGCAAAAGCUGACGAAGGAGAUCCGUGACUUGGACAACAGGAUCGUUGAGUGCACCAUGAAUCAGUUCGGCAACUGGGAGUUUAUGCGCGAGCGCACAGACAAGAAGCAUCCCAAUAGCUACAAUACAGCCCACUCCGUUGUGAAGAGCAUAAAGCAACCCAUUACUAAGGACUACCUAUUAAAUUAUAUCGCCACGUAUGGCUUUCGUGAUGACCAUGCCAUGAUGCCGCCGCCGCCCAAUGCACAUCCGCACCCACAAUCCCAUGGGCAUGGGCAUGGGCAUGGCCACCAUGGCGGACCGCAGGGCCAGCGCCGGCCCCACUGAACGAACGCAGCUAGCCGCACCACACGCCUCAUGUCUCCAUCUCACCACUGAACUCGACACUAGGAAAUUAAACAGCCCCAAAUAAAUCUAAUUCAAAACAAGAA